Nematolebias whitei (Rio pearlfish) is the source of this 1410-nucleotide messenger RNA. RefSeq names its product T-box transcription factor 16 (gene tbx16). The coding region runs from base 1 to 1410 and encodes 469 amino acids. Gene Ontology annotation, molecular function: RNA polymerase II cis-regulatory region sequence-specific DNA binding; DNA-binding transcription factor activity, RNA polymerase II-specific. The record is from RefSeq and is a predicted model, not a curated record. Gene Ontology annotation, cellular component: nucleus. Lineage: Eukaryota; Metazoa; Chordata; Actinopteri; Cyprinodontiformes; Rivulidae. Gene Ontology annotation, biological process: regulation of transcription by RNA polymerase II; heart morphogenesis; cell fate specification. The transcript has 9 exons.
AUGCAGUCCAUCAGGGACCUUAAGUCCAACUUCAGCAGCCCUCCUCCUCCCACCUCCAUGGCGGCUGCUUCUGAAGCCUAUCUCCAGAGUAACAUCAGGCUGACUCUGGAGGAUCUUGACCUCUGGAAGACGUUCCAUGAAAUAGGAACAGAGAUGAUCAUCACCAAGCCGGGCAGGAGGAUGUUUCCUCACUGUAAACUCAAUCUGUCUGGUCUCAUCCCAUGUGCCAAGUACAUAUUCCUUGUUGACAUGGUCCCAGAGGACGGUUUCAGGUAUAAGUGGAAUAAAGAGAAGUGGGAGGUGGCAGGCAAAGCAGAGCCUCAACCCCCCUGCAGGACCUACGUCCACCCAGACUCACCGGCCCCAGGAAGCCACUGGAUGAAGCAGAGCAUCUCUUUCUUCAAGCUCAAGCUCACCAACAACACCCUCGAUCAGCAUGGACACAUCAUCUUGCACUCCAUGCAUCGCUACCACCCUCGCUUCCAUGUGGUCCAGGCAGAUGACCUGUUCAGCGUCUGCUGGAGUGUUUUCCAGACUUUCACCUUCCCCGAGACGUCCUUCACCGCAGUCACCGCCUAUCAGAACACCAAGAUCACAAGGCUGAAGAUCGAUCACAACCCAUUCGCCAAGGGUUUCAGGGAUGAGGGGACUAAAAAAAAAAGGCGAGCAAACAAAAACCAAGCAUGUCUUGAAAAAAGAGCCAAGAUACCAGACGAUCUGAACCAGACCCCUAAAGAGGCCGACUCAGCAGGCUUCUGUCAGUCGUCAUACGAUGGUUAUGACAAAGAUGAAGGAGAGCUGCCCAAGAGGAAAGAUGAAAACGCUAUAAAGGAAGAGCGUUACUCUCCGUGGGGUGCAGAGAAGCAGCAGGGUGGGAGGACCGACUCUCCUGCUGGGGUGAGCACAAGAGAUGUCUACAACACGGAACAACUUGUUCCAGCUCAGGGUUCCUACCAGCCAUGCAGGGCUCACGAGUAUGGAAAGUCUCCGUCCCCGCCUUCCAGCAUCGGCAGCAACAGCGAGUCAGGACGAAGUCGCUUUGAAUCUCGUGUUCCUGAUGUUGCCACAGUCCCUGAUCACGACUCAUCAAAACCUCGCACACACGAAGCAGCUGGUCCCUCUCACUGUAGCCCCCAGCAGCACCUCCCGGGUCCCCAGGACUACGGCGGAGUGCUCAACAUGACUGUAGCCCAGACCAGCAAGCCUGGGGUCCUUGGCCACCACAUUUACAGCCCCUACAGUGCAGAGCAGCCUCUGGUGGGCCAGUGGAGCGGACCUGGACCUGCCCAGUACCCCCCACACCACCCUCUGACAGCAGACUACACCUCACAAGCUGUGCAUCAUGGCUAUCACCAUGGCAACAUGACCGAGUGGAGUCAGUACCCGCUGUUCUCAUAUUCCUGCUGGUGA